This is a messenger RNA of Manihot esculenta (cassava), 1977 nucleotides long. RefSeq lists its product as uncharacterized. The coding region runs from base 1 to 1977 and encodes 658 amino acids. The record is from RefSeq and is a predicted model, not a curated record. Gene Ontology annotation, molecular function: nucleic acid binding. Gene Ontology annotation, biological process: DNA integration. The transcript is spliced from 8 exons. Lineage: Eukaryota; Viridiplantae; Streptophyta; Magnoliopsida; Malpighiales; Euphorbiaceae.
AUGGCUCAAGAUGAAAGCUUAUUUGUCUCUAUGGACAAAUCAGUAAAAGCUACUGUGAAGAUGGAAAAUGGAGAGAAUGGUUCAUGCUGUUGGCAAGGAUCAGAAUUUACUGAGUGUUGCUCAAAUGAUAAAAAAAAAAAGGAUAUUCCUUGUCUUUCAAAGACUCUUCAUGCCAUAUUUAUGACAAAUAAUUCUAAUGUUGUGGAGGUUAGAAUAAUUGGUAAUAGCUUUCCUCUAAUGUCUUGUGAUGCUGCUGAAUCUGCAUGUAAAGUUAUUGUAGAUGAGUCUUGGUUGUGGCAUAAAAGAUAUGGGCACUAUAACUUGAAUUCUUUAAAGUUUAUGCAAUCUCAUGAUAUGAUUAUAGACAUGUCUGUUGUUUCUAUUUGUGAUGGGGUGUGUUCUAAUUAUCAAUUUGGUAAAUGGCAUGAACACUCAUUUCCUAAGGAUCAAGUUAGGAGGGCUAUUGAAAAAUUGGAGAUUGUAUAUACUAAUAUGUGUGGACCUAUGAGUGUGCCAUCCUUGAGCCAAAAUAAGUAUUUUAUCUUGUUUAUAAAUGACUUGACUAGAAUGACUUGGGUGUAUUUUCUGAGUAGUAAGAGUCAAGUUUUCAAUGUGUUUAAGAAAUUCAAAACUUUAAUUGAAAAGCAGAGUGGUUGUGUCCUUAAGACUUUGAGGUCUGAUAAUGGUAAAGAGUAUACCUCAAAGGAAUUUGACAAAUUCUAUGAAGACGCUAGUAUUCAGCAUCAACUUUCAGUCCCAUUUCCUACUAGAGCAGUGGAAGGGAAAACUCCAACUGAAGCAUGGUUUGGGUCAAAGCCUUCUGCAAGCCAAUUAAAGGUCUUUAGAUCAGUUUGCUACAUGCUUGUUCCUGAUGUCAAAAGGAUAAAGCUGGAUAAUAAAGCUGAUUUGGGUAUUUUUCUAGGCUAUGAAACUUCAUCAAAAGGCUAUAAGAUCUACAAUGUAAAAACCAAGAAAGUGGUUAUUAGUAGAGAUGUGAAGUUUGAUGAAGGAGUUUACUGGGACUUUGAAAAAGAGCAGAUUGUUAGAGCAGCAAAAUCUCUGCAGCCAAAAGAGUAUAAUUUCGAUAAUGAAGAACAUGUUUCUAAAUUCAAGUCUCUUUCUAAGAUUUAUGAAAGGUGCAAUAUGGUUGUGGCAGAACCAAGCUGCUAUGAAGAAGCUUCUCAAGUUAAAGAAUGGCAACAUGCCAUGAAAGAAGAAAUUGCAGAAAUUGAGAAGAAUGGAACCUGGGAAUUGACUUCCAAACCAAAAGGGUUGGAUUAUGGAGAUACUUUUGCUCUAGUUGCUAGGCAUAACACUAUCAGAUUGCUGUUGUCUUUAGCAGCCCAAAAUGGAUGGCAAAUGUUUCACCUGGAUGUCAAAUCUGCAUUACUGAAUGGUUUGUUGAAUGAGGAGAUUUAUGUGCGAUUCAGGAGGAGUGAAAAUGAGCCAACCUUGUAUGUGAAUAUUGUUGGAGAUGAAUCUCAGCUGAUUGUGUCACUUUAUACUGAUGAUAUAUUAGUGACCGGUGGAAAUUCUCAGUUAUUAGAUGAUUUUAAGCUGAAAAUGCAAUCUGAAUUUGAAAUGUCAGAUUUGGGAGUCAUGAGCUAUUUUCUUGGGCUGGAAAUUAAGCAAGAUGCUGAUUGUCUCUCUUAUCCUCUGCUUCUUCUAAUAUUGAUGUUUCUAUUGAUCUUGGUACUUGGCGGCUUAUGGGAUUCUAUGGUGGCAGAAUGUGCUGCACCAGCAACUCCAUCAUGCUCUCCAUGUGGGCCAUUCUGGCCUCAAAUCUGUCCAGACGAUUUGAUUCUGCUUGCUGAGUCGCUGGAGGUUGCUAGUAUGGCUGCUGCACUGGCGGUUGGCCUACUGGGCUUGGAGGGUCCGCUUACUGGGUUUCUGCCAGGCUGCUUGCUGGUUGCUGUUCAACAAGAACUUUUUGAGAAGAAGAAGAAUUGUCAUGGAAAGGGCAGAAUAGAAUAUUGA